AUGACGUAUGCACGGCGGUUAAGGUUCGACUGGCUCGACUCGAACGGCACGGCUCAGCGAAACAACACGUACAAAAUACUGUCUCACUACACAUUCGGACGGUGGCGGAUGACAGGGAAUUGCUGGGGAAGACCACGUGGAUCACCGUAUUACGGGGUUACCGUCCGGCGUCCGAGUCUCGGGGCAGUGUGCUGGUGUUUAACACGAAAAAUUGGUCCGUCUUACAAUAUAAAAUAUUGUCCGGUACCAGAUUUCUCGUAUUACAGCGGGGAGAAGACUGUUGUCAAUCGGUGGCCAGCGGCCUGUAUUUCUGUGGUACCAUGGCGGCUGGUCCCGAUGAAAAUUAGUCAAAAUUAUGAUUGA
Macrosiphum euphorbiae (potato aphid) is the source of this 363-nucleotide messenger RNA. Lineage: Eukaryota; Metazoa; Arthropoda; Insecta; Hemiptera; Aphididae. The record is from the annotation of a GenBank genome assembly.